Messenger RNA from Limulus polyphemus (Atlantic horseshoe crab), 902 nucleotides. RefSeq lists its product as uncharacterized. The record is from RefSeq and is a predicted model, not a curated record. The transcript has 8 exons. NCBI's taxonomy places the organism in Eukaryota, Metazoa, Arthropoda, Merostomata, Xiphosura, Limulidae. Bases 33 to 902 code for a protein of 289 amino acids.
UCCAGUUACUCAGGCUUUAUGAAAUCUUAACCAUGUUAAACUGUGAUGAUCCACCACCUAGUGUGAUUACCCAUCUCUCUUCUUUGAUGGGUCUGAUGGAAGACAGAUGUGUAGACAAUUGUUCAGGGCAUGGAGACUGUUAUGGGGGAAUAUGCAUUUGUGAGGUGCAGUACAGUGGAGGAAGUUGCACUGACCCUAACCUGGGUUACUUUAUAGCAUUUUCCAGUAUAUUUUACACCAUAAGUGUAAUAUCUUUUGUCCAGUUGCUACUGUGUGUAAAAUCAGAAUAUGGACGAAUGAAAUCUCCAUCUUUGCUAAAAGCAUGUAAAAUCACAACUCAGAAAGCACUCUAUGUUUUAAUCUGUAUUGCUACUUCUAUUAGAGGAUUUUACUUCUCAUCUCCGGAACAUGCUGCUCUUCAGUGGACAUCAAGUUUACUAAGCGCAUAUUAUCCAGUUCUUCUCUCUGGCUCCUCUCUUGUUGUUUGCUUUUGGGCUGAGGUUUUUCACGUACAAGACAAAAAACUUGACAAGCCAUCUUUUCUCAACAAAUCAUUUUUUGGUUUCCUUGCUUUUAAUGUCAUUAGUUAUUCACUACUCUUGACUGAACUAAUAUUGCUACAGUUAGGAGAUCACAGUGAAAAUGAAAGAAAUUUUUUCACAAGUCUGUUCAAUGGAUUUUAUGCUGGACUUAUGCUUAUUGUAGUAAUAUUUUUCCUUGUUUAUGGGACACUCAUGUACUUUCAGCUUCGUGGAGGAUUUAUUCAAAGCUCAUCAACAGCUGUCAAUACAUCUCAACUUCAUCAGUCUCGACUAGGGCUUGUAUCUCAAGGAGUUCUACUCCUCAUUACCAUAGCUUUUAUUAUCUCUGAUGUUCUGGGAAGUUCUUGGAAAAAUAAGUAA